Molecule: messenger RNA, 496 nt
Organism: Sitophilus oryzae (rice weevil)
Lineage: Eukaryota; Metazoa; Arthropoda; Insecta; Coleoptera; Curculionidae
Gene: Sec61beta
Product: protein transport protein Sec61 subunit beta
Exons: 3
Coding region: 159-446 (95 amino acids)
Biological process (GO): intracellular protein transport
Cellular component (GO): Sec61 translocon complex
Source: RefSeq, a predicted model, not a curated record
UUGACGUUUGUUCGUGGAGCUGCGUGGAACUGUGACGUGUCAGUUCCUAGUGGUAUUUUUAUGAAAUGUGUUAAAAUUUCAUUUAAAUUUUGACCUGGAAAGCAGUAAGAACGUACAUUAUUUAAAAUCCCACGAAUAUUUCAAAUUAACAAAUAGUAAUGCCAGCUUCUCCAAGUUCGACCAAUGUUGGUGCUGGAAGUAGGUCUCCUGCCAAAGGGGGAGCACCAAGGGCUAGUACUGGCGGUACCGUAAGACAAAGAAAAACAACUACAACGACGACAACAGCCAGAAGAAAUACAGGAGCAGGUACAGGUGGUAUGUGGAGGUUUUACACUGAUGACUCCCCUGGAAUCAAAGUUGGACCCGUUCCUGUUCUUGUCAUGUCACUGUUGUUCAUUGCUUCAGUAUUUAUGCUGCAUAUUUGGGGAAAGUACACUAGAUCUUAAGUAUUCAAAUUAGGUUUAAACAUUCCUUAAAUAUAGUUUCAUAUAUUUAA